Molecule: messenger RNA, 1092 nt
Organism: Pseudophryne corroboree (corroboree frog)
Lineage: Eukaryota; Metazoa; Chordata; Amphibia; Anura; Myobatrachidae
Gene: CWC15
Product: CWC15 spliceosome associated protein homolog
Exons: 7
Coding region: 218-898 (226 amino acids)
Biological process (GO): mRNA cis splicing, via spliceosome
Cellular component (GO): catalytic step 2 spliceosome
Molecular function (GO): RNA binding
Source: RefSeq, a predicted model, not a curated record
CACAUCAAAGAUGGCGACGUGAUAUCUGUCUCUGCUGUGAUGCGUUAGCCGAGCGCCGGAAGUGCUCGGAGAGAAAGCCGUCUGGCUGUGUAAGACGCGGGCGGUGGGAUUCCGUUUCUCAGGACGCGUUUGCCCGGGUUGGAGGGGCAGGAGCCCUCGGGGUAUUGUGUGACGUGCUGCCCUGUCUGUGUGCCCAGGAACCGCUGCGGCUUAGAGGAUGACCACUGCAGCCAGGCCCACGUUUGAGCCUGCCAGAGGCGGCCGAGGGAAAGGAGAGGGGGACCUCAGCCAGCUUUCCAAGCAGUAUUCCAGCAGAGACCUCCCGUCACAUACAAAGAUCAAGUACAGGCAAGCCACCCAGGAUGCCCCAGAGGAGGUGAGAAGCCGGGACUUCAGGAGGGAGCUGGAAGAGAGAGAACGCGUCACUGUGCGAGAGAAAACCAGAGACAGACCUCCAAGAGAACACGCAUCAUCCGUGUCCAAGAAGCCACGACUAGACCAGAUUCCAGCAGCAAAUCUUGAUGCCGAUGAUCCACUCACUGAUGAAGAUGAGGCCAACUCAGAUGAUGACAGUGAUGAUGAUACGGCCGCCCUGCUGGCCGAACUAGAGAAAAUCAAGAAAGAGCGGGCAGAGGAGCAGGCCCGGAAGGAGCUCGAGCAGAAAGCUGAAGAGGAGAGGAUUCGAAUGGAGAAUAUUUUAAGUGGUAAUCCCCUGCUCAACCUGACCGGCCCUGUGCAGCCCCUAGCAAGCUUCAAAGUGAAACGGAGGUGGGAUGAUGACGUGGUGUUUAAGAAUUGCGCCAAAGGGGUCGAUGAAAUGAAAAAAGACAAGCGUUUUGUGAAUGACACGCUGCGCUCCGAGUUCCACAAGAAGUUCAUGGAGAAGUACAUCAAGUAGUACAGUUUUAUGUGCUCCCCUGGGAAAGCUGGGAUUUAUUUUAUUGGUAAACUCCUCGAGCGUGGACAUUAUCUCGUUAUGGAAGUGCUCUGGGAUCUCUGGCAGCCAAUUAAGUGCUCGCAGAAUGUUCUGUAGCCCCCCACCGACCAUGCACGUUAUGAGGUUCUAUGUGAAUAAACAUCCAUUGUUUUCUA